ACGCCAUCACUUCUCCCGGGGCCGUCGUCGUCGUUGUGGUCUCUACACCGUCCACUCGCGCUCAUGUCGUAUACCACCCCUGCGGCCCUAACGCCUCAGCGGCCGGCGCCGCAACCCACAAACCUCGCCACGAACGGUUAUAACUCCGCCUUCUCCUUCAACUCGAGCUCCCCAAGCAGCUCGUCCUAUUCGACGACGUACUCUGGGAUCGGCGGGUCUCCAUCGUCCCCGAAUGGCAACAACAUCGGUGGCGUAGUGAGACAAGGGCCUGUCACCGUCAAGGAGGAGGGUGGCCUGACCAGCUGGAUCUGGAAAGUCAAGUGGCUGAUUCUUAAAGAUGCAGCCCUUACUUUCCAUAAGUCUGAGACCUCGGGCCAACAAUCUGCGAUCCUGCUUCGCGAUAUCUCCAACAUCGAGCGGGUUGACCUCAAGCCAUAUUGUCUCCUCAUCGAGACUCAAGACCGCAAACAACGCAUCUUCCUCUCGCUCAAGAACGACGAGGAGCUUUAUGGCUGGCAAGACGAUGUCUAUUCUCGCUCUCCUCUAAUGGGAGUCAGCAACCCAACCAACUUCGUCCACAAGAUCCAUGUGGGCUUUGAUCCUGUUAGUGGAGCUUUCACGGGCAUGCCUGAACAAUGGACGAAGCUGCUCACCAAAUCCGCGAUUACACGAGAGGAUUACGCAAAGGAUCCUCAAGCUGUCUUGGACGUUCUUGAGUUCUACACGGAUCACCAGAAACGGGAGAUGGAGCGGGAACAGGAAAUGUUGGUCGAUACGGGUGCGCCUCCCCGGUUCAACGCGGGCACUGGUCUGGGCGGGAUGAGUAAAGCGGGAUCAGGUUCAACCAUGAGCUCGUCAACCUCUUCCCUCACCGACCGUCCCGGCAUUAAGCGGCAAGAGUCGGCCCCUCCAGGGCUCGACGGCGCGAUCAGUUCAGCAACAUCCAACUCCUCAUUCUCUCCACCCCGGACAACGCCCAACCAGCAACAGCCUGCUCUGCAGUCGGCUCGGCCCGCGCCACCGCGACCACUGCUGACAGGAACUCGCCCUGCCCCCUCCGCUCCCUCUCUACCCAACGGGGGCCCCGCCUCCGGCAAGAUUAGUGGGGGUGAUCUACCGUCUUCAGCCGAUCUCCGUUUGCGGCAGAAGGCAGUUGGACCACCGGGCGCCGGUCUACCUCUUCGGAAGGAUUCGUUGCAAACGUCGAACCAGCAGCAACAGAGGCAAGAGCAACGGGCCGAAGCUGCCAAACGCGAACGCGAACGAGAGAAGGAGCGAGAGCGGGAAGCACAGCGAGAGCGGGAGCAACAAGUUAGGGAGGACGAGCACGGUGCAGAACGACCACCGCUUGGGCCGCCGAGCAAAACGGCGCCUGUGCUCAAUGCGCCGUCGACAACUGCCGCUGGCGCUGUCGCUGGGCCGCCCCCAGUUAAGCCGCUGCAGCCUGCGAAGAAGAUCCAGUUCGAGAAAGCCGAGCCACCUGCAACUCAAGGAGUUGCAGCCGCCGCCGCCGCUCUAGAAAAGAAAGGCGGAGACAUGAAGGAGAAGCGCAUCAGCACGAUGACAGAAGUUCAGAUCAUGGAGAAACUGAGGCAGGUUGUUUCAGAUGAUGACCCCAAAGCGAUAUACAGCAAGAUCAAGAAGGUUGGGCAGGGUGCAUCGGGUCAUGUCUACGUAGCCAAAACUCUGGCGACUGGCAAGAAAGUGGCGAUCAAAGAGAUGGAUCUUUCACAUCAGCCACGGAAGGAGUUGAUCGUGAAUGAGAUCCUCGUGAUGAAAGAGUCGCAGCAUCCGAACAUCGUCAACUUCCUCGAGAGUUAUCUGGUCAAGAGCAACGAACUCUGGGUGGUCAUGGAGUAUAUGGAAGGUGGCGCAUUGACCGAUGUCAUCGAAAACAAUACGAUGGAGGAGGAUCAGAUCAGUAGCAUCUGUUUGGAGACUUGCAAAGGAUUGGGUCAUCUGCACAGCCAGAGCAUCAUUCAUCGUGAUAUCAAAUCUGAUAAUGUCCUGCUUGAUGCUCUUGGGCGCGUCAAAAUCACUGACUUUGGCUUUUGCGCGAAACUCACGGACCAAAAGUCUAAGCGGGCGACGAUGGUGGGAACGCCAUACUGGAUGGCACCUGAAGUGGUGAAGCAGAAAGAAUAUGGGGCCAAGGUCGAUAUCUGGUCACUCGGAAUUAUGGCCAUCGAGAUGAUCGAGAACGAGCCUCCUUACUUGGACGAGGAGCCACUGAAAGCGCUAUAUCUCAUCGCAACAAACGGAACACCGACUCUCAAGAAGCCAGAGGCACUCAGUCGCGAAUUGAAGAGUUUCCUUGCUGUCUGUCUCUGUGUUGAUGUCAGCAGUCGCGCAACCGCCAAGGAGUUGCUAGAACAUGAAUUCCUUCAGAAAGCUUGCGCCCUGGCGGGUUUGGCGCCUCUAUUACGGUUCAAGACGAAGCAGUCGUAGCGCAUUCACUCACAUUUUCAUGUACACCGGCUCUAUAUUUACCGAUUGUUUCGACCUUCGCUCUCGCUUUCUUUAUUGCCAGUCACUCUUCUUUGCCAUACAUUAUCUUUUCUGAAAAAACAGCCAAUGAGCGUCGCAUCUUUGCCAUGUUUCUCUUUUUCUCGUGCCAAGCAAGAGAAAAGCCGGUCGUGGCGGAGCGCUCCGUCGCUGUGACUCGAUCAAAUUCCAUCUCUUAUCUCACUGUCAGGUCUGCAUGUCCACAACCGUGGUCCUCGGCUCGCAGUGGGGCGACGAGGGCAAGGGUAAGCUCGCCGAUAUCCUUGCUGGCGAAGCAGACAUCUGCGCUCGCUGCGCGGGCGGUAACAAUGCGGGCCAUACCAUCGUCGUCCCCAUCAAUGGCGUUCGCACAACUUUCGCUUUCCACCUCUUGCCAAGUGGUCUUGUCAACCCAAGCUGCAUCGGACUCAUCGGAAACGGUGUCGUCGUCCAUGUGCCUUCGUUUUUCGCCGAACUCGAUGCACUCGAAGCUCAGGGUCUUGACUGUACUGGACGGCUCCUCAUAUCCGAUCGCGCUCAGCUCGUAUUCGAUUUCCAUCAGAUCGUCGACGGUUUGAAAGAGGUCGAACUUGGUGGAUCAAGCAUCGGAACGACUAAGAAGGGGAUCGGCCCAGCGUACUCUGGGAAGGCUUCCCGAUCCGGUCUGCGGGUUCAUCAUCUGUUCGAUCCCGAUACCUUUGCAGCGAAGUUCCGGAAGCUGGUGGAAGGUCGAUUCAAACGCUACGGACAUUUCGAGUAUGAUACUGAGGGAGAGAUCUUACGUUACCGGGAGUUGGCUCAGCGUUUGAAGCCAUAUGUGGUGGACAGCGUUGUGUAUCUACAUGAAGCCCUUGCCCAGAAGAAACGCGUCCUUAUUGAAGGCGCAAAUGCUGCCAUGCUGGAUCUGGACUUUGGGACCUAUCCAUUCGUCACGUCGUCGUCUACUACCGUCGGCGGUGUUUGCACAGGCCUUGGUAUCCCUCCUCGCAUGGUCGGAACGACGAUCGGUGUCGUCAAGGCAUACACCACCCGGGUCGGAGGCGGGCCCUUUCCUACGGAGCAGUUGAAUGAGGUGGGUGAGUUGCUACAAAACGUUGGCCGCGAAGUCGGUGUCACAACUGGCCGCCCUCGGCGAUGUGGCUGGCUCGAUCUGGUCGUACUCCGACACUCUUGCUUGAUCAACGGCUACGAUGUGCUGAACUUGACCAAACUCGAUGUGCUGGACUCCCUUUCCGAAAUCCGAAUCGCUGUCUCGUACAAGAAGGGCGGGUCUGCCCUCGCAGGCUUCCCAGCUGAUCUCGGUGUGCUGUCAGAGGUUCAAGUCGAAUAUCACACCUUGCCUGGCUGGCAAACAUCCAUCGCCGACACUCGCAAAUAUGAAGAUUUGCCUGCCAAUUGCCGGGCGUAUGUGCAGUUUAUCGAGCAGUUCCUCGAUGUUCCCGUCAAAUGGAUUGGGGUCGGUCCUGCCCGUGAUGCCAUGAUCGUCAAGGAAGUUGCGGUAAACUAAAUGUAAAUCGAGAGAAUAGAUUAUUCAUAUCCAUUAUCCG
Molecule: messenger RNA, 4031 nt
Organism: Mycena citricolor
Lineage: Eukaryota; Fungi; Basidiomycota; Agaricomycetes; Agaricales; Mycenaceae
Source: the annotation of a GenBank genome assembly